Messenger RNA from Nyctereutes procyonoides (raccoon dog), 210 nucleotides. RefSeq names its product ATP synthase subunit e, mitochondrial-like. Gene Ontology annotation, molecular function: proton transmembrane transporter activity. Gene Ontology annotation, biological process: proton motive force-driven ATP synthesis. The transcript has a single exon. The record is from RefSeq and is a predicted model, not a curated record. Bases 1 to 210 code for a protein of 69 amino acids. NCBI's taxonomy places the organism in Eukaryota, Metazoa, Chordata, Mammalia, Carnivora, Canidae.
AUGGUAUCACUCAUGCAGGUCUCUCUGCUCAUCAAGUUCAAAUGCUACUCUGUCCUGUUCCUUGGUGUGGCCAAUGGAGCCAAAUGCUACCUAAAACCUCAGGCAGAAGAGGAAAGGAAGAUAGCAGCUGAAGAGAAAGAGAAGCAGGAUGAACAGAAACAAAUUGAGAGAGAACUGGCAAAAGCCCAAGAUGGCAGCAUAAUAACAUGA